This is a messenger RNA of Drosophila ficusphila, 1210 nucleotides long. Its product is annotated as pickpocket protein 19-like. The transcript is spliced from 5 exons. Lineage: Eukaryota; Metazoa; Arthropoda; Insecta; Diptera; Drosophilidae. Gene Ontology annotation, cellular component: membrane. Gene Ontology annotation, molecular function: ligand-gated sodium channel activity. Gene Ontology annotation, biological process: sodium ion transmembrane transport. The record is from RefSeq and is a predicted model, not a curated record. The annotation marks the transcript as partial.
AAAAUAUCUUUAAUAAUCUCCACCUGCAGACUCAUCUGGUGCGCUUUGCUCAUCACCAGCGUGGGUUUGUCCUUCUUCUUUUACCUUCUUCUCUCCGAGCGUUUUGUGUCCCAGAAACAACAGACAGUGGUUCAUGAUCCCCAGUACCCGGUUUUUCUGGUCCAGUUUCCAGCCGUGGGCAUUUGCACGGACAAUCGCAUCGAUUGGAGCAAACUGGAGGCGGCCAAGAAGCAGUUUCUGCCUUCAAAUCCCAGUGAGGAACUCGUUGAUAGUUUUACAGUUUUGGUUUCUCGACUAGAGACCUUACGUUUUGGCGAUUAUCUGGCGAAUUUGUCGGACCUGGAGGAUGAUAAUCUGGAGAUUGUGCGAUUUUUGAAUCUGACUCAAUUAGCCAUCUUUUUAACACUUCAGUGCGAGGACAUUAUGGUGGCUCAAUCUUGCGUUUGGCGCCAUUCCUUCUUCAACUGUUGCGAUUACUUUGUGUUGGAAAAGACAGAGUAUGGAUUUUGUUUGGUUUUCAAUUCUGAGAUUUCUCCACGCUCCAAGGCGAUUAGACAAAGGGAAGGAUUCAAUUUUUACCCUUUUCAUAAUGCCAAGGCUGGUCAGGGAACGGGAUUGAAUUUUGAUCUGAUCAUCAAAGAGAAUUUCAAGCGACCCGAUUCCCAGGCCAACAAUAAUGUUUAUGUAAUGAUAAAAAAGCCCGAUCAGUUGACGAAUGUUAUUUAUUCAAUGACCCAAAACACGGAGACUUACGUAACUGUCCGUCCGGAUAUCACGUAUACGGAUGAGACCACCCGUAGCAUUCCGCCGGAGCGCAGGAAUUGCCUUUUUGCGGACGAGCAGCUUGAGUUGGAGUCACACGAUUCUGCCAAGAAAUAUGGUAAACCCUUUCAGCUGACCAACUGUUUGAACAGAUGCCACGAAUCCUACUUGGUUCAACUCUGCAACUGUUCUCUUCCUAUUUUCUUCUUGCUUAAUUCUAAAAUUAAGGAAUGCGAUGCAACCAGACUGCGGUGCCUGGCUCGUCACAAUGUGCCACAAAACCGGGAAUGACCUGUUCCUGUUUGGUGAACUGCUACCUGGUGGAUUAUUAUAUUGCCACAACCACUAUACCAUUGCCUGCCCAUAGACUCCCCAAAAAUCCAACACUAUCAGGUGGAGACUGUGCCUUUGUAUCGGACCAGUUUGGAAUUAACCAUUAACGAUUUGA